UUUAAUAAAAGGCAGAUAGCAUUAAACGGCGCCGAUGAAGAAUGAAGUCCACCGAAGUGUUGGCGAAGCCGAUAGUUUUGAUCACGGUCAGCAUCGGUAUAACUAUUUCUUUCAUCCUACUCUCUCAACCAAAACCCAUCUCCAAGCCCGAUCCCAUGGCCCGAAGCUUCGUGUUGUGGCUCCAUGGGCUCGGCGAUUCGGGCCCGGCCAACGAACCCAUUAAGACCCUCUUCACCUCCCCGGAAUUCAAAAACACCAAAUGGUCAUUCCCUUCUGCCCCUUCUAACCUAGUCACCUGUAAUUAUGGAGCUAUCAUGCCUUCAUGGUUUGACAUUCAUGAAAUUCCUGUGACGGCCGAAUCUCCGAAAGACGAAGGUGGUGUGCUCAAAGCUGUUCAAAAUGUUCACGCAAUGAUAGACAAAGAGAUAUCUGCUGGCACCAACCCUAGAAAUGUCUUCUUAUGUGGAUUUAGUCAAGGAGGUCUCUCUCUCUCUGUGCGCGAGCGUGCGUGCGUGUUUAUGUGUGCCUUGACAUUAGCAAGUGUUCUGCUGUAUCCAAAAACUCUGGGUGGUGGUGCGGUGUUUAGCGGAUGGGUUCCAUUUAAUUCUUCCAUUCUAGAGAGGGUUACACCGGAUGCAAAAAAGACACCCAUAUUGUGGUCUCACGGAAUGGCUGACAGAACUGUGCUCUUUGAAGCUGGGCAAGCAGGUCCACCCUUCAUCGAAAAAUCUGGUUUGAGCUGCGAAUUCAAGGCUUACCCGGGUCUUGGUCACUCAAUAAGUAAUGAAGAGCUUCGUUCUUUAGAAUCAUGGAUCAAAUCCCGUCUUCAGAGUUCAUCCUAAAGAUCUGACAGUCUCGAAAUGCGUAUCAAUCAUAUGUCUUACAACACUUACAUUGUAGCGUGUCAUAAUAUAUUGAUGUUACUUGUUAGCAUUUAAAUUUUAUGACAGUGGAUUGUAUCAAAGAUACCUUCAUUGCUUUCGAACCUCAAAAUUUUAGUGUUGGCAAAUUUGUUAUUGCACCACAUUGUACCGUUGAUGUGACCAUGACAUCAAGUCAAGGAUCCAAUUUGUUGCUCUCUUUUUUUC
This is a messenger RNA of Olea europaea var. sylvestris, 1088 nucleotides long. RefSeq names its product probable carboxylesterase SOBER1-like. Lineage: Eukaryota; Viridiplantae; Streptophyta; Magnoliopsida; Lamiales; Oleaceae. The record is from RefSeq and is a predicted model, not a curated record. The transcript is spliced from 6 exons. Gene Ontology annotation, biological process: protein depalmitoylation. Bases 42 to 842 code for a protein of 266 amino acids. Gene Ontology annotation, cellular component: cytoplasm. Gene Ontology annotation, molecular function: carboxylic ester hydrolase activity; palmitoyl-(protein) hydrolase activity.